Molecule: messenger RNA, 2695 nt
Organism: Dromaius novaehollandiae (emu)
Lineage: Eukaryota; Metazoa; Chordata; Aves; Casuariiformes; Dromaiidae
Gene: XKRX
Product: XK related X-linked
Exons: 4
Coding region: 572-1867 (431 amino acids)
Cellular component (GO): membrane
Source: RefSeq, a predicted model, not a curated record
GGGGUGACUCACGGCGUGAACCAGGGCACACCGCUCCACCUUGCCGCGCUGUGGCCAGAAAGUGGGAUGAGAACUGGUUUGGGGAGGCGCCGCGAGGUAUCAUCCAUCCAUCCUGGAAUUCUUGUCUUCUUAAACAAUUGCACUUAAAAUAUUUCAUCAUGGAAGAGGGGAAGACAAAAUUAACUGCGCGUUGACUCUGAGCCCGGGAAUUGCUCAGUUGAGGCUUGGUGGCCUGCCAGCCUCCCGGGGGCUGCUUUUAAUUUGUGCAAAUGGGAAUUGCAUCAACGGCAUGAAUUGCAGGUUGCUCCUGCUGCUAAUGGAGAGGUGUGGGCGCAGUUGGCCGUGCCGCGCGCCGUGCCGUCACCGGCUGCGCACCGGGAUGUGCUGAGCUGGGGGAAGCUGCCGCCCGUGCCCCUCGCGCUCUGCCCCGCCGGGCUGUCCCAAACCCUCUGGGAAACACGGGUCUGUCGCAGCAGAGCAGAGGCAUCGCCUGGCUCCCUUCCCCUGCGCUCAGGCCGGCGCUGCCCGGGAUGGCGCCGCGGCGGGGCUGAGCGGGCCGGGCCGGGCCGCGAUGGACGGCCAGAGCGGGGGCUGCCCGCCCGCCGCCCCGUCGCGGCCGAAGCCGCCGCUGAGCAUCGUCUUCUCGACGGCGCUGUUCUGCGGGGAGGGCGCGGCGGCCGCGGCGCUCUGCUUCUCCUACGGCCACUCCGACGACCGCUUCUGGCUGGCGCUCACCGUCUUCUUCGUGCUCUGCCCCUCCGUGCUGGUGCAGCUCACCCUCAUCUUCGUGCACCGCGACCUCAGCCGCGACCGCCCCCUCGUCCUGCUCAUGCACCUGCUCCAGCUCGGGCCGCUCAUCAGGUGCGUGGAGGCCCUGGUGGUGUACUGCUGGUCGGGGAAGGAGGAGGAGCCGUACGUCACCAUCACGCGCAAGAGGCGGCUGCGGAGGGGCUAUGAGGUGGAGAUGGAGCAGGAGGUGGGCCACUCGGCUCGCCGGCUGGCCACCCACCGCAACGCCUUCAAGCGCAUGGCCGUCAUCCAGGCCUUCCUGGGCUCCACGCCGCAGCUCACGCUGCAGCUCUACAUCAGCGUCCUCGAGAAGUACGUCCCCCUUGCCCGAGCCAUCCUCAUGGGGAUCUGCCUGGUGUCGGUCACCUACGGGGCGCUUGUAUGCAACGUCCUGGCCAUCCAGAUCAAGUACGACGACUACAAGGUGCAGCUGCGGCCGCUGGCCUUUGUCUGCAUCGUGCUGUGGCGCAGCCUGGAGAUCUCCACCCGCGUGGCCGUCCUUGUGCUCUUCGGCACAGUCUUCAAGCACUGGGUCAUCCCCAUCGCCCUGGCCAACCUGCUGGUGGUCUUCUUCCUGCCCUGGGUGCAGUUCUGGCGCAGCGGCACGCGACUGCCCGACAACAUCGAGAAGAACUUCAGCCGGGUGGGCACGGUGGUGGUGCUCUGCGCCUUCACCCUCCUCUACGCCGGCAUCAACAUGUUCUGCUGGUCCGCCGUGCAGCUCAAGCUGGCCGACCGGGACCUCAUCGACAAGUCGCAGAACUGGGGCCGCCUGGCCGUGUACUACGUUGCCAGGCUGGCGGAGAACACGGCCCUCGUCGUCCUCUGGUACUUCUUCAAGACGGACGUCUACGAGAACAUCUGCACCCCGAUCCUCGUGGUGCAGCUGCUGCUCGGCUACUGCCUGGGCAUCUACUUCAUGCUGCUCUUCUUCCAGUACCUGCACCCCUGCCGCCAGCUCUUCCACCACAACGUCGCUGACUUCCUGCACUGUGUCUGCUGCCGGCGGAGCGCGCCGGGCCGGCCGCUGCCCCUCGAGGCUCCCUGCGAGCCCGGGGUGAGGCACAGCAUCGUGUGAGCCCCGCCGGGCAGCAGCCGCCCCAGGCACCCCGGCUGGGCCGCUCUUCCCACCGGGACGCGGGCCCACGCAGGGACGGCGCUGGGCUCCCGCGGCCCCGCUCGGCGCCUCCUGCGUCUUUGCCGCGAGAGGGAGGGCGGCGGGGCAGCGGGGAGGCUCCCGUUGCAGGGCAGGGCGCGCGGCUGCCUCGCUCCCCUCGCCUCCUGCCACCAGGAAGUUUCCGCCUGAAAAACGCCCCUUUUGUACCAAACUGCUGCGAAGAAGAAAAAAAAGAAAAUAGGGGAAACCCAGCCGCCUGGGGUGACCAGGUCCCGAAGCGUCUCACCCCUGCAGGGCUGGAGAUCCCUGCCCUGCCCGCGGCGGCAGGAGGAAAUCAGCUUUGCUGGAGGCGCGGGAAGCUGGGAGGGCUGCGGGUGCCAGGGAGCAGUCCCUGCCCUCCCGGUGCGGCACUUCCUCCAAGGCCUCCGGGGAAAGCCCCGGCGGGCGGCGGGGCUGCCGCGUCCAUAAAAGCGGCGGGCGGGCAGGUGGCGUGGCGGGGAGGAGCGCGGCGCUGCCGGCAGCAUGGGCAGCUGGCUGGUGAACCACGGGUUUUCGGCCGCCGUGAUCGUAAGUGCCGCGGGCUGCACGGCGGGGCUGCGGGCAGGGGUUUGGCCUUCUGGGACCUGCCGGAGGGGUUUAAGGAGGGGCAGAAGUCUGGCCGGGACUUAAGGACAGUCUCCGCUUCGAUGUGGAGACUCUCGGGGACGGAUCCAGGCUCUGAGCUUUGCGAGAUCCCCUGCCUGGGGCUUGCUGCAGGGAGGAAUAAAAAUCUGUGCUGCUUAACCCAAA